Molecule: messenger RNA, 339 nt
Organism: Rhinocladiella mackenziei CBS 650.93
Lineage: Eukaryota; Fungi; Ascomycota; Eurotiomycetes; Chaetothyriales; Herpotrichiellaceae
Exons: 1
Coding region: 1-339 (112 amino acids)
Source: RefSeq, a predicted model, not a curated record
AUGCGCUCAAGCCUCGCACUCCGCGUGUCCGGCGUACGAUUAACUCUGUUCACCCGCGCCAACUGCGGACUCUGCAACGUGGCCAAAGCACGCAUCGACGAGUUCCAGAAGAAAUGUCCACGCCCAAUCAAUUACUCCGAAAUCGACAUUAUGGAUUCCGCACAGCAGAAAUGGAGGGAUGUCUAUGAAUUCGAUGUCCCCGUCCUACACGUGGACAGGGUUGCAGAUGGGACCAAUACCCAUCCCACGCUCGAGGCGGCGAAGAAGCUCAUGCAUCGCUUCACGGUCGAGGAGGUGGAGAGAGCCGCGGCCGAGGUGGAACAGACCUCAUCGUCGUGA